AUGAGGGAUGGCGUUAACCUCCGUGUUGACAUUUUUCGUCCAGACACAGAUGAACCAGUCCCUGCUAUCAUUAUGUGGAGUCCAUAUGGAAAGUCGGGUUCCGGGCCUCUGAACAUUGAUCAGGUUGCAUUGAGAGUCGGUGUCGCGCAGUCGAGACUCUCUGGGUACGAGUCUUUCGAGGGCCUUGACCCUGCGGAAUGGGUAGCAAGAGGUUACGCGAUCAUCAACGCGGAUGUUCGCGGUGCUGGAGACUCUGACGGGAACCUCCGAUGGUGGGGCACAGGCGAGGCCCAAGAUGGAUAUGACCUCAUCGAGGAGAUCGCCGCGCAACCAUGGUGUACUGGACGUGUGGCGUUGGCCGGAAACUCGUGGCUUGCCGUGUCUCAGUGGUUUAUUGCAGGUGAACAGCCACCGCAUCUCACCGCAAUCGCUCCUCUUGAAGGAUUAAGCGAUGUGCUGCGCGAAACUGUCGCACGAGGAGGACCGCCAAAUAUCGGGUUUGUUAAGUUGAUCCAACAGAGCUUGCCUGGCCGCCAACAGCAGGAAGAUAUUGUACAGAUGUUCAAUAAAUACCCACGAUGCAACGCGUAUUGGGAUGACAAACGCGCAGACUUGACCAAAAUCAAGGUGCCUGCCUACAUUUUGGGGAGCUAUUCCACGAACCUCCACACGCUCGGAUCCUUCAGAGGAUUUGAGGAGAUAACACAUGACAAGAAAUGGCAUUGGUAUGAUCUCUACAGCGAGGAGCGUACAGAAGAUCUGGCCAAGUUUUUCGAUUUCUAUUUACGCGAUGUCGAUAACGGCUGGGAGCAGACAGCGCCCGUUCGUUUGUCGACACUAGGAUACAACGUCCCUAAUCAACAGUUUUCUCUGGCGGCUAUUCCCUGGACGCAACCUGAGUCGAAGAAGUUGAAGCUGUAUCUCAAUCCUGACCAGAGCAUGAGUGCAAGUCGUCCGGCAGCCAACCGUUCUUCCACCGAACUGGCAUAUCAGGCAGAUGCUCCUGCAAUGAACCGGGAUGAUGACUCUGGAGAGCUGAUAUUCAAGUACACAUUCGUUGAGAAGACAAUCGUUGCAGGACCAAGCAAGGCAACUCUAUAUCUCUCGGCCGAAAAACAGGACGACCUUGACGUUUACGUUAUGCUUCGCAAGGCGGAUGCAGGAGGGAACCUACUCCAGAGCAUCAAUGAGCCCUUGUCAGACCUUGAAGUGUCGUCGGCCGAGGAGGUGCCGUCUGUCAGUGUGCUCAAGUACUUGGGUCCUCAAGGCAUAUUGCGGGCGUCCAAACGGGCAUUGGCACCGGAGCUGUCAACCCCAUGGAGGCCCACGCUUUCUCACGCUGCUAACAAGACUGUGCCCCAAGGAAGCAUCGUUCCACUCGAGAUCUCGCUUUGGCCUACUGGAAUGAUCUUCGAGAAAGGCGAGACUCUUGUUUUGAAGAUCUCUGGGCAUGAUAUGCGUCUCGCGGAUUUCGAGAUCUUACAAGGGUCGUUCCAGGUCAUUAACGAGGUACCACCGCCCUCAAAACGCCAACGCCGCGAAGAGCUCGAGCGGACCACGACACAAGCCGACGUCUCGGCCAUCCUCCCACCCGACAAUGGCACCUUCAAGGCUCGUUUCGUCGACAGCGACGGCAACCAGAUGACAGAUGUGAUCGAGGUGCCGCUAUCUGACGCCACCGAGAAGAACGUUUCGCUGCUACUCAACACGCUGCUGCAGCGCGACCGCGAAUCCUUCCUGCCCUACCGCUUCCGCGUCCACAUCCCCAACUCGUCCAUCGUCGUCGAUACAUACCCGACCGAUCUGCUGGCCCUACUGCGGUCCCACGGCGUCGCCAACCCCUUCGAGACCACCGUUACCCUCGCCGCCGAGCCCCAAGCCGUCUUCAAGGUCCAGUCCGUAACCCGCCUUGCCGCCAAGAUCCCCGGCCAUGGCCAGGCUAUCCUGUGCGCUCAAUUCUCCCCCGCCUCGAGCUCCCUGCUCGCUACCGGCAGUGGCGACAACACCGCCCGCCUCUGGGACUGCGAGACCGGCACCCCCAAGCACACCCUCAAGGGCCACACCGGCUGGGUGCUGGGCGUGAGCUGGAGCCCGGACGGGUCGCGCCUCGCCACCUGCAGCAUGGACGGCACCGUGAGGAUAUGGGACCCGGCCACGGGGAAACCCCUCGGCGAACCGCUCAAGGGCCACAACAAGCCCGUGCUGCAGCUGGCCUGGGAGCCCUACCACCUGUGGCGCGACGGCACCCCGCGCCUGGCGAGCGCGAGCAAGGACGGCACCGUGCGCGUCUGGAUCGUCAACACAGGGCGCACCGAGCACGUGCUGUCGGGCCACAAGGGCAGCGCGACCUGCUUGCGGUGGGGCGCCGGCGGCGCCGGGACGGGGCUCAUCUACACGGGCAGUCAUGACAAGAGCGUGCGGGUGUGGGACGCCGUCAAGGGCACGCUGGUGCACGAGCUCAAGAGCCACGCCCACUGGGUCAAUCACCUCGCGCUGUCGACCGACUUUGUCCUGCGCACGGGGUACUUCGACCACACGCGCGACGUCCCCGCCACCGAGGAGGGGAAGCGCGCCAAGGCGAAGGAGAGGUUCGAGAAGGCCGCGGGCGCGCAGGGGGGUGGCAAAAUCGUCGAGAAGGUUAUUAGUGCAAGUGACGACUUCACCAUGUUCCUGUGGGACCCGGUCAACGAGGGCAAGAAGCCGCUCGCGCGCAUGCUGGGCCACCAGAAGCAAGUGAACCACGUCACCUUCUCGCCCGAUGGGACGCUGGUUGCCAGCUGUGGGUUCGACAACCACACCAAGCUGUGGUCAGGGCGCGACGGCAAGUUCAUAAACACCCUCCGCGGCCACGUCGCCCACGUCUACCAGUGCGCCUUCUCCGCCGACUCGCGUUUGCUGGUCACCUGCUCGCGCGACAACACCCUCAAGGUCUGGAACGUCCGCUCCUGCAAGCUCGCUGAGGACCUGCCCGGCCACGACGACGAGGUCUACGCCGUCGACUGGAGCCCGGACGGCCAGAAGGUCGGCAGCGGCGGCAAGGACAAGGCAGUACGGCUUUGGAGGAGCUGA
This is a messenger RNA of Diaporthe amygdali, 3069 nucleotides long. RefSeq lists its product as uncharacterized. Gene Ontology annotation, cellular component: nucleolus. The record is from RefSeq and is a predicted model, not a curated record. Gene Ontology annotation, molecular function: protein binding; dipeptidyl-peptidase activity. Bases 1 to 3069 code for a protein of 1022 amino acids. The transcript has 6 exons. Gene Ontology annotation, biological process: ribosomal large subunit assembly. Lineage: Eukaryota; Fungi; Ascomycota; Sordariomycetes; Diaporthales; Diaporthaceae.